AUGUACACGGAAGAUAACAUGGCAUCCAAUAUAUUAUUGGAUAGAUUUUAUAAAUUGAUUCUGCCGAAUAUACCACAAGAUGAAUGUGACACAUUGACAACAUACACAUGCAGACUCAUAAGAGCUUAUAGAGCCAAUAAUGAACCAUCCUCAACUCAUAUUGAAUACGAAAGUGAAACCUCUACAAUACCUUUUUGGAAGAAUCCACUCUCAGAACGAUUCAUCUCUCCAUGCAUGUUUGUAACUUGCUUUGUUUGCCUUACUCUCAAAUUAUGUUUUGGAUUGGAUAGAUCUCUAGAUUCUAAUAGUACUGCUGUACAUCCCAAGUGGGCGCAAUAUUUUGUAAAUAUUAACAAGAAUUUUUCGAGACAGAAUAGAGGUGGAAUUCUCAUCAAUGACAAACCACUUCGAAUUCAAUGCUCAGAGGAUACCAUGUCUCUUUCGAAUUUCCUCCAAAUGACCAUUCAGGAAAAGACAUUUCACCACACCUUAUUGAGAAGCUCACUUCACAAACAACUUUUCAAGGCAAAUAACUUACAGGCUGGUAUCAAGGCAAAUACUCUCUUUCUUGCAGAGAUGAAUAUUCAAGGUUUACAACCUCUCUUAAAGGAAAUGGAAGAAUUAUAUGGAGAGGAAUCAAAUCAAGGUUCUUACAACUUGCCUCUCCCAUCUGUAAAUUAUAUGAAGAACAAAUCUCAAGAAUAUAGACUCUUGUUUGAUAUUGGAGAGGGUGUGAAAAAUAACAAGUAUUUCGAUUGGAAUUAUUUAUUACAAUCCAUUUGUUGGUUUAUGGGUAUUGAUCCUCACUCAAAGGGAUACAAAGAUGAGGUUUUACUUACAAAAGAGGAUUCAGAUGAAUCAUUCCCAUUCAAAACAUUGUUAAAUCAUUUCGUAACAAUUAUUGAAGCUAUUUUAUUGGGAGUGGGAGGAAACAACUUGUCAAAUAAUAAGACUCACCCUUACGGACUAUCGAUUUACUCUCUAAGAAAAUUGGCAACUAUUCGAAAACCCAUUCUGGAUGAUGAGUCUCUCUAUCAACUCGAAAGAAGCACAGGUAUAUUCAACAAUGAGUAUAAUAGAGAUUUGUGGGAUCUCUUCUUACCAAUUCAUCAAGUGUUAUUCCCAGAUAUUGAUUAUAGAAAGAGUUUCUCAGAUCACUCUCAAAUAAUCACAGUGGAGGUGGAGGAUGAAUCUCCUCAAGAAUUCUUAGUCACUGAAGAUGAUGAUACUGGCUCAACCAACAACAAUCAAAGAACAAUAAUCAACUCACACUUCCUUCAAAUAUGUGAGAAUAUUAUUGAAAAACCAGAACAUCCACAAUCCUUCUCAUCAACCCUACAAACUACCACUCUAUUCUCUGAGAGUUAUCAUGUCUUUGAGAGUGUUUUUACAAAAGAUGUAAUUCAAAAAAUCAAUGAAAAAGGAGAGGAUUCUUUGCUAUUUGAUAUCAUGUCUGGAAGUGUAAAUUUUGGGAAAGAAUUAUCAAGCUCUCCAAAGUUUGAACAUUUGCUAGUUCAAGUUUUGGCCGAGGUUGACAGAGCAAUUAUCGAGUUCAAAGAACAUGGGUGGAGAGAAAGGAAGGGAGCAAAAUCUAGUCAUACUAAUGUAGACUCUCCUUCUGGAGACUCAGAAUUUUAUUGGGAAAACUUUGUCAAUCAGACAAGUCAUAUUAGUGACAGCUCAGAAAGAAGAAAGGAAUUGGCUCUUCAAUUAGGAGAUCAGAAAAAUGAAAGGACUAUUAGAUUGGCAGCUUGUGAGGAGCUCCAUAAAAUGUUUGCAGGUGAUAUAGUAUCGAAUGAGUAUUGGAAUAUUGUAUUGGAGAAUGUGAAAAAUGGAUUAGAGGAUGAGGACGAGGAAAUUAGAUUGUUGUGUGUUGAAAUGCACAAGAACUUUUUCAAAGUUUCUCCUCCAGAGACAACAGCAGAGAUUCACUUGAAUCUUUUGGAUUACCUACUUUUAGAAUGUAAGAAUACGAACAAGGAGACUAUUGAACAUAUUGAGGCUAACGUUACACUACUUGAAUGUUUUAAGGUUUUAAUUCAAUUUAAUUAUGAAUUGCCUAAGAACUGGCUUUGUUUUUUUGGCGAUACCUCAAAAAUAUUAUUAGAAAAAACCUUCGCUCUAUUUUCUUAUGUGACAGCCUACCAUUAUCAAUGUUAUCUUGACACUGAGGCUGAGUGGUUUUCGGCUUGGAUGAAGGAGUACAAGAUUCGUAAGAAAGUGAUCAAAAAUAUUAUGAAGAGCGACUUUUUGAAUAGAAUCUAUGAGGGGUUGAACAGUACUUCAAAGGAUCAAAAAAUUAUGAAAUACUUUAUUCUUACCCAUAGUUCGGCUGUUUGUGCUCAAUUACUUCAGCAUAGAGAAUGCAAAGCCAUUCUCGAUCACUCAACAGCUAUCAACAAACUAUGCGAGUCUUUGCUCAAAGCUAUCAGAGAGCAAGAGGGAACUGUUAUUGAUUCUGGGCACUACAGAAGACUAUUGGCUGUCACUCAACAGGCCCUCACAAAUGUUCAUGAGUAUGGCCUAAGACUACUUCAGAGUGUGAUAAACAAUCUCAACUCAGCUGCAGACAUGUACAACAACGAUACCUAUUGGAGCAGAUUAAUCCAAAUAUCUUCUACUGAUGAGUCUGAGAUUGUGGAUGAACCAACUUUUUUGAGAGACUCAAUUAUAAGAUUUUGUGUAACUGUGGGUGGAAAACAGGAGAGAGGUGAGGAAUCUAAAUUCAAAAUUGAGAGAAUUUCAGUAUCGAAUUCACAAGGAUCAUGCUCCAGUCUGGGUGAAGCUCUGUCUUCAAGCUCGGUUGUUGGAUUGAGAUCAUUUAUUGGAGAGUCUUGUCUAGUUUCAAUAUCUGUCAAUUCGAAGGAGCUUCAGGAAUUUGGAAAAAUUAAUUUAGGAAGAUUUGGAAGAAAGUUUUCCUCUUCUUAUUUCAAAUCUAUAUACGGAAAAGAUGUGGAACCUCUGGAACACAUACCUCUUAGUUGGUCUAAGAUUCUCAGUAUACUCUUGUUUGGAGAGGUUCAACAGGCUAGCUCCUUCAUCUCUAAUAAUCCAUUCUUAGACCUUAUCAGCAACAACCAAGAGGUCAUACUAGAGAUUGCCUCACAAGUUGAAAAAGUACUCUACAAAGAGUAUCCUACUCAUUUCAAUUCUUAUAUUUUGUGUGGACUAAGCAUAACCAAUGUUGUAACGAGAUGGUUGAGACAAUUGUUUUUCAACUUUUUAGAUUUGCGAUGUAUCUUCCAAAUGCUGGCUAUUGUCAAAGAGUUUGGUCUUGAGUCAUUAGUUUUCUUCUGUGUCCUUUUCCUUAAAGAGCAGUCAAGCUUUGAAUUCUGCCAAGAGUACAAACUUGAAGCUUGGACACAUUGUGUAUAUGACCCAAUAGAUGUUGAUUCAGAAUGGUUGGUCUCAAAAUUUGAGAAGGAAUUCAAAAUACUUCGCGAAAAGUAUACAGUAAGGCUGAGCUUUGAAAAGAGUAACUGAAACAUAUUUGAAACACUCAAGGCCGUACAAUAGCCAACCAAUGAACAAUGAAUCUCUCAAUAAAAUUCCAAUGGGCGCAAC
Molecule: messenger RNA, 3564 nt
Organism: Naegleria gruberi
Lineage: Eukaryota; Heterolobosea; Eutetramitea; Acrasida; Naegleriidae
Exons: 4
Coding region: 1-3483 (1160 amino acids)
Source: RefSeq, a predicted model, not a curated record